This is a messenger RNA of Sodiomyces alkalinus F11, 1300 nucleotides long. RefSeq lists its product as hypothetical. Bases 438 to 1163 code for a protein of 241 amino acids. The transcript has a single exon. NCBI's taxonomy places the organism in Eukaryota, Fungi, Ascomycota, Sordariomycetes, Glomerellales, Plectosphaerellaceae. The record is from RefSeq and is a predicted model, not a curated record.
CAACUAUUUCGAAGCUGCAACACAAUCACCAACUUCCCCCAAGCCACGCUGCCAUCAUGUCGUCUGUACCGCCCAUAGUGACCAAUGCACCUCCUGACGAACCUCCCCCAUCCUACGAAGAGGCAGUAGGCUCUUCAAACAACUCAAACAACCCCUUUCUACAACCAGUACGACCAGUCCCCGCACGGCCCGCACCGUCCUCUGCAAGUCCGAGUGGCCCAUUCCGUCCUCGAGCGCACUCGGCCCGGGCAGAAUCAACGCAACCUUCCCUCCCGACCAGCCCAGACCCAGCAGCGCCACCAAGUCCCAGCAGACUCUCGCCAUACCCAGCCUACCAAAAUGAACACCGUCGAGCGGCAUCAUCGCCCUCGUCACCCGCCGCCGCACGGCCCCAACCCGGCGCGAGCAGCAGCGCACAAGCCCCGAAACCGGGCCCCAUGGCCCCCAUGGCCCCCAUCCCGCGCCAGUUCCCGACCGCCUUCGACGUCUACCGUCUCCCCUUCACCGACGACAUGGUCCUCGGCGAGCACCCUUCCGAGCCCAUCUACGCCCUCGAAAUCCGCGCCGGUUUCCGCCGCGACGUCGAGCUCGUCCUCCACUCCGGGCCCACCAUGGGCCACCCUCCCCUCGCCACCCUCGAGGAACCCCCGCCGUUCGGCCAGAACCAGAAUAUGCUCGUGCGCCUCCCGCCGUCGCCCUUCCCGGGUGCCCCCGCCGUGGUGGCGCUGGAGACGGUCGUCGACUUUCCCCGCGUGGGGUUCGAGUUUGCCCUCGAGGUGGGCAAUGGCAGUGGUGGUAGUGGUGGUCAGGUGCCGAUGGAGCGGUUCGAGUGGCGCCGCAGCCGGGGCGACGCCGUGGCCAGGCUUGGCGGGAUAGGGUACGGGUGGAAGCUCGUGCGGUUGGCGAAUGGGCCGCCGGCGGGGUCGGAUCGCGCGGCGUGGGCGAGACAUAUCGUGGCCAGGGGGAGUGACGGGGCCGAGGUCGUUGCGGCGGUUUCCGAGUCGUCGUCGUUUAUGAAUCUUAGCAAGGUCCUGCGCUUUGGCUUUUUCGGCACGGGGGAUUCGGGUUUGUUGGGCGAGAGGUGGGCUAUUAUGGCGGUGAUGACGGCUCUGGGGUUGCAUCACCGGUAUCAGCAAGGCCGGGACAGACGGAGGUGGGCAUGAGUUGUGGUGUUUCUUUCAUGGUUCUUUUUUUUUUUUCAUUUUCUCUUCAUAUCCCCUUCUCUACAGUCCCUGUCUUCUUAGUUCGCAGUCUACUUUCAGCCAGUUUCUAUCCGAAUAAGGCCAUGCCAUGCUAAGAA